UUACUACUCUUGCAUGUGAGGACCCAGUAGCUUCAUUCUUCAUAAAUCAUGCGCGGAGCUACCAGCUCAAAUGCAUCACCCCCUUCAUAAAAGACAUCCACUCACUCUCCUCACAAAUACUGAUGACUACACUUGUGAUGUCUGUAAUCAAGAGCAUUACUACCCCUCUUUCGCUUACCGUUGUUCCGAACACAAAUGGUGCUUCAUGGUCGACCUCAAGUGCGCUACCACUUGGCUCGGCAUCAUUGAAAAUCACCACCACAAAUUCAGGCUCUCUCGAAGGAAGGACAUGGAAUUCAAUUGUGAUGUUUGCGGCAUGAAGGGAUCUAACACCGUCUAUAUCUGUAGCAUCUGUCAGCUCUUGGUCCAUAAAUAUUGCACUUCAUUACCAGGCCACGUUAGAACAAGAGCGCACCCACACCCUCUCAUGCUUAGAUGGUCUGUUGAACGCAUUAUUUACACGAGCGGGGAAGUUUGUAAACUAUGCUAUACGAACAUGGACAAAAGCCGCGGUUUCUAUUAUUGUGAGCCUUGCCGUUACAUUGCCCACAAUACAUGCGCGGUUAAGGAGAGCAUUGGUGAUGAUGAUGAGAUUGGGGCGUCCAAAGCUGAUGUGGCACAACAACAGAUCACCAGUGGGGAUCUGCAGGACAAGAUCAAGCACUUUAGUCAUCAACAACAUUUCUUAACCCUCAUCAUUGGUCAUCAUGAAGAGGUAAUUAUUAGAUGUGCCGAAGAAGAACAACAAAAGUGUCAUUUCUUUCUUCAUACGAACUGUGCUCGAUUACCCAGCGAGAGGCUUCACCCAUUUCACCCACAACACCCCCUCAUACUCCUCUCAAAGGCGCCUUCUAUUGAUGGUGUGUUUGAGUGUGACAUGUGCAACACUUUGAGCCAAGGUUUUGUCUACAGUUGUGAAAAAUGUAACUUCUACCUUGACCUUCAAUGCAAUCUUCUUCCGGACUCACUUGAACAUAAGGCUCACUACUAUCACCCCCUUAUCCUAAACAAAGGGAACAUAGCUCAGAUGUCCUUACAAGGCGACCUAAUUAAAGAGAAGGUAAGUGACUAUUGUCUUGGUUGUGGUUGUCAACCAGUUGUCCGCUUCAGUUGCUUCUUAGGUAAGGAUUGUCCUGUUAACUUCCAUUGUUGUAUUAGAUGUGUUAAACUGCCGGUUAUUGCUAGGCACAAAUAUGUCAACCAUCCUCUCAAGCUCACAUAUGAGAGAGUUACAGACGAUGUUGGAUAUUGUGAAAUUUGUGAAGGAAAACGAGAUCCAAAACAUUGGUUCUACCGCUGCGGAAAAUGCGACUUCGAUUUCCAUUCUGAAUGUGUUCUGGAGAGGUAUCCUCAAAUCAAGUUAGGAAGCAGUUACAAGCAUGAUGCUCACCCACAACCUGUCACCCUUGUUGAUAAGAUCAAGAGCGUCAUUCCCAAGGACAAGCGAUACAAGGAUUUUCUUCCUUGUGAGCUGUGUGGUGAACCUUGCCAAGGAUUGGUGUAUGAAUGUUCCGAGUGUAAUAUAAAUAUCCACCGAAAAGGAUGUUGCCACAAGCAAUAGAGAUGGACGGCAGCUAGCCAGACUUUAGGGGCUUGGUGCGAA
Messenger RNA from Prunus avium (sweet cherry), 1603 nucleotides. The record is from RefSeq and is a predicted model, not a curated record. Lineage: Eukaryota; Viridiplantae; Streptophyta; Magnoliopsida; Rosales; Rosaceae.